AUGUAUGAAGGGAAACAUAUACACUUCUCUGAGGUUGACAAUAAGCCCUUGUGCUCAUAUAGCCCCAAACUGUGCAAGCAGCGGCGACUCAACGGCUACGCUUUCUGUAUCAGACACGUUCUGGAGGACAAGACUGCCCCCUUCAAGCAAUGUGAAUAUGUGGCCAAGUAUAACAGCCAGCGCUGCACCAACCCCAUCCCCAAAUCAGAGGAUCGCAGGUACUGCAACAGCCACUUGCAGGUACUUGGCUUUAUCCCGAAAAAAGAGAGGAAGAAAAAGAGCGAUCCCAUAGAAGAGGUGAAGGUCAGGCACCAGAUGGAUACCAUGGCCUUCAGCCUGACGGUGCCCACGUUGGCCUUGAAGAUGCCCAACGGACUGGAUGGAAUGUCCCUCUCGCCACCGGGGGCCAGGGUCCCUCUCCACUACCUGGAUACCGAGUUGGAAGACCCAUUUGCUUUCAACGAGGAAGAUGAUGACCUAAAGAAAGGGGCAACCGUGAGGAAGAAGCUGCAGAGCAAGUUGGCCCAGAAUCGCCAGCGCCAGAGAGAGACAGAGAUUUUAAAAGUUCGGCAAGAGCACUUUAGUCCCCCUCCUGCCCCUUCCCAGCAGCAGCCUCCGCAGCAGCACUCCAGCCUGUCCCCUCUGUCCGCGCCUGUCAAACCUCCAGCGCCACCGCAGGGCUUAGUCUGCAAGUCACCUCAGCCUCCGAACACCAGCCUACCACUGCAGGGAGUGGCCCCCACCACACACUCUAUAGCACAAGCCAGGCCGCUGUCCCACAAGAGGCCUCUGCCCCUCCUGCCAUCCAGUAGGGCUCCUGUCCUGGACCCGCCCAGGACUGACCGGGUCCUUAUGAAAGCCACCGCCUUCUCUCCUCACUUCUCUUGUAUAAGUCGCCUGCAGAGACUGGUGAAACUGUGCACUCAGAAGCAUCAGUUGGACACUGAUCUGUUUCCCCACUUAGGGUUGGACUGGUCUGAAGAGAGCGGAGAGGAGCUGGAGGACUCGGAGCAGGCCUCGCCAUACCAAGUCGCAUGGUCCAUCCGAGAAACCCUCAGAUACGAAAGACACACGUCAGGUGACGAUGACACGGAGAGCAGGAGCUCCAGGGUGACCCAACUUUGCACUUACUUUCAGCAGAAAUACAAGCACCUCUGCCGCCUGGAGCGGGCAGAAUCCCGGCAAAAGAAGUGCCGGCACACGUUUAGGAAAGCCUUGCUGCAGGCGGCCAGUCGAGAGCCAGAGUGCACUGGUCAGCUGAUCCAGGAGCUGCGGAGAGCUGCGUGCCACCGCACCAGCAUUAGCCGGACCAAGUUGAGGGAGGUGGAACCAGCAGCAUGCAGUGGCAUGGUAAAGGGUGAGCAGUGCACCAACAAAGCCCUUCCAUUCACCAGACAUUGUUUCCAACACAUCCUCUUGAACCGCUCUCAGCAGCUCUUCUCAAGUUGCACGGCCAAGUUUGCAGAUGGACAGCAGUGCUCUGUGCCUGUUUUUGACAUCACACACCAGACACCUCUGUGUGAGGAACAUGCCAAAAAAAUGGAUAAUUUCUUGAGAGGAGAUAGCUCCCGGAAAGUUCAGCACCAGCAGCAGAGGAAACCCAGGAAAAAAACCAAGCCUCCUGCACUUACCAAAAAACACAAGAAGAAGCGAAGGCGUGGACCUCGUCGACCCCAAAAGCCCAUUCCCCCUGCAGUCCCCCAAGGGAACCUCAGCAUGCCCACCAGCGUCUCACUGCCAGUGGAGGCCUCUCAGAUCCGGAGCCCGUCCACGCCAGAGCUGAGUGCUGAUGAGUUGCCGGACGACAUUGCCAAUGAGAUCACUGACAUUCCGCACGACUUGGAAUUGAACCACGAGGACUUCUCAGACGUCCUGCCACGGCUGCCUGAUGACUUACAGGAUUUUGAUUUUUUUGAAGGAAAGAACGGAGACCUCCUCCCAACGACCGAAGAGGCCGAGGAGCUUGAGCGGGCCUUGCAGGCUGUGACUUCUCUCGAGUGCCUGAGCACCAUCGGGGUGCUCACCCAGUCAGACGGCGUGCCGGGCCAGGAGCUGUCGGAGAGAGGAAUAGGAGUGUUCGCUGCAGGUACCGGAGAGCCAGGAAUCCAGUCCCUGAGCCGCGAGGUGAACACGGACCUGGGGGAGCUGUUGAACGGGCGCAUCGUCCCUGAUAAUUUCUCUAGCCUGGAGCUGGACGAGAACCUGCUCCGCUCUGCUACCUUGUCCGACCCACCCACACCCCUGGCAGGGCAGAUCCAGGGGCAGUUCUCUGCCCCCGCCAGCGUCGGCCUUACUUCUGCCUCUCUGAUCAGCCAGAGUGCCCUCGGGGAGAGAGCCUUCCCAGGACAGUUCCACGGACUUCACGACGGCAGCCAUGCCUCCCAGAGGCCACUCCCUGCCCAGCUGCUGAGCAAGGCAGACGACCUAAUCACCUCACGACAGCAAUACAGCAGUGACCAUUCGCACUCCUCGCCCCACGGAAGCCAUUACGACAGUGAGCACGUGCCGUCCCCCUACAGUGACCACAUCGCCUCUCCCCACGCAGCAUCUUUCCCCGGCGAUGCCAUGGCAGCUACCUUCUCGGCAGAGAUGCCUAUCAUGGCCCAGCACUUGCUCCCAACCCAACUCGAGGUGCCACUCGGAGGCGUCGUGAACCCCAGAACUCACUGGGGCAAUCUCCCCGUCAACCUUGGGGAUCACUCUCCAUUUAGCAACCUCCUCGACGCAGAUGGGCAUCUUCUUUCCACGUCCCUGUCCACGCCGCCCACCACUUCGAACUCAGAGACCACACAGCCUGCCUUCGCCACCGCGACCCCCAGCAGCUCCAGCGUGCUCCCGGGGUUGCCGCAGACCAGCUUCAGUGGCAUGGGGCCCUCCGCCGAGCUCCUGGCCUCCACCUCCCCCAAGCAGCAGCUCCCUCAGUUCAGUGCAGCCUUCGGCCACCAGCUGAGUUCUCACAGUGGCAUUCCCAAGGACCUGCAGCCCAGCCACAGCUCUAUAGCGCCUCCUACAGGCUUCACAGUAACAGGUGCCACAGCUACAAGUACCAAUAAUGCAUCUUCUCCUUUUACCUCCCCUAACUGA
Messenger RNA from Pipistrellus nathusii (Nathusius's pipistrelle), 3084 nucleotides. NCBI's taxonomy places the organism in Eukaryota, Metazoa, Chordata, Mammalia, Chiroptera, Vespertilionidae. The record is from the annotation of a GenBank genome assembly.